This is a messenger RNA of Drosophila navojoa, 1719 nucleotides long. RefSeq names its product cytochrome P450 6a2. Gene Ontology annotation, molecular function: monooxygenase activity; iron ion binding; oxidoreductase activity, acting on paired donors, with incorporation or reduction of molecular oxygen. The record is from RefSeq and is a predicted model, not a curated record. NCBI's taxonomy places the organism in Eukaryota, Metazoa, Arthropoda, Insecta, Diptera, Drosophilidae.
AGAAGUCGUCGAGAGCUGAAGUCAAAAUGUUAUUUUUCAUAUAUGUGCUGAUCGCUGUAUCAGCAUUAGUUGCAUAUUUCUUGCAUUACAAUAUGAACUAUUGGAAAAACAGAGGAAUACCUCAGGAACCUCCGCAUCCAGUGUACGGAAACAUGAUCGGAUUCAGGAGGACCCGUAUAAUCCAUGAAAUAAUGGGCGAUUACUACAUGAAAUUCCGGAAAAGUGGUCAUCCCUUUGUCGGUUUUAGUUUCCUGCAAAGACGAAGCGCUUUCAUCAUGGACAUUAAACUGGCAAAGAACGUUUUGAUUAAAGACUUUACGAACUUCGCCGAUCGUGGACAAUUCCAUAACGAACGCGACGAUCCCCUCACUGGACACCUUUUUAAUUUGGAUGGCAAGCGAUGGAAAAUAAUGCGCCAGAAACUAUCACCCACUUUCACAUCCGGCAAGAUGAAGUUUAUGUUCCCCACAGUCAUCAAAGUGUCCGAGGAAUUCGUAGAUGUAAUGAUGGAGAAUGUCCCAGCUAAGACUGGAGGAGCCAUCAUUGAAAUCAAGGAUCUGAUGGCACGCUUCACAACCGAUGUCAUUGGCACUUGUGCUUUCGGCAUCGAGUGCAAUACCCUUCGUACACCAGUAACUGAUUUCCGUACUAUGGGCCAGAAAUCUUUCACCGAAAUGCGACAUGGAGUUCUGCUAACGGCAUUUGAGUUUAGUUUUCCGAGUCUGGCAAGAAAACUGCGUAUGCGCAUGAUUCCAGAAGACGUCCAUCAGUUCUUUAUGGGACUUGUUAAAGCAACCCUUGCUUUUAGAGAGAGGGAAAAUAUCAAACGUAACGACUUUAUGCAGAUGCUCAUCGAGUUGAAGCAGAAGGGAAGUUUUACUAUGGAUAAUGGUGAGGUGGUCUCGGGAUUGGAUGUUGGAGAACUCGCAGCACAGGUGUUUGUCUUCUACCUGGCUGGCUUUGAGACUUCUUCUUCUACCAUGACAUACGCUCUCUAUGAACUGGCCCAACAUACCGAUAUUCAGGAUAGACUUCGGGAAGAUAUUCAGGAUGUUCUGCAGCAACACGAUGGAAAACUGACCUAUGAAUGCGUUAAGGCCAUGCGAUACUUGGAUCAGGUCAUUUCUGAAACCCUCCGACUGUACACUCUGGUGCCUUUCCUCGAGCGAAGAGCUCUUAAUGAUUAUGUUGUACCUGGCCAUCCCAAAUAUGUCAUAGAGAGGGGAACACAAAUCAUUCUUCCUGCUGCUGCCUACCAUCGGGAUGAAGACCUUUAUCCCGAACCAGAGAAAUUCGAUCCAGAGCGAUUCUCGCCCGAGCAAGUGGCAGCUCGUGAUUCAGUUGAGUGGCUGCCCUUUGGGGAUGGACCCAGAAAUUGUGUGGGAAUGCGCUUCGGCCAAAUGCAAACACGAAUUGGUCUGGCCCAGCUGAUAAGGAACUUCAAGUUCACAGUGUGCGAUAAGACUGAUAUACCCCUUACUUAUGAUCCGAAAUCGUUUGUAUUGGGCACAGUUGGCGGUAUUCACUUGCGAGUUGAGCGUGUUUAGGUGGAAAUAUGUAAAUGUGUUCUGGACCGUAUUAUUAGAUGACAAAAUAGUUGGCGAUGCGGUCAUACAUGUUUGUAUAAACACGCAUGAUACCUAAUGGCAUGUGGCAUCUGUAUUUAUGUAAAUGAGUGUGUGUGUGUUUUUUUUUUCGAAUAUAACACAUAAUUAAAUG